CUUUGUUCUUAGUUCCUCUUCUUCUUUCUUUCUUCCUUCCUUUCUUUCUUUUUCUUUGUUUUCUGUUAAUCUAUCGAACGAAGAAGUUUUAGUAAUGGCAGUGACAGACAUUACUCACCCUCCUAUGGAACAGCUUCAAGACCUUGAGUACUGCAUAGACUCUAACCCUCCUUGGGCUGAAACCAUCAUAUUAGCGUUUCAAAACUACAUUCUGAUGUUGGGUACAAGUGUAAUGAUCCCUUCAUUGCUCGUUCCAGCGAUGGGUGGCAGUGACGGGGACAAAGCACGGGUGAUACAAACUCUGCUUUUUGUAGCUGGCAUUAACACACUUCUACAAGCACUUUUUGGAACCAGGUUGCCAGCGGUGGUUGGAGGGUCCUUUGCUUAUGUUAUUCCUGUAGCCUAUAUUAUAAAUGACUCCUCAUUGCAACAGAUUACUGAUCAUCAUGAAAGAUUUAUACAAACAAUGCGGGCUAUCCAAGGAGCUUUGAUUGUGGCCUCAAGCAUACAAAUCAUAUUGGGUUACAGCCAAGUUUGGGGUCUCUUUUCAAGGUUUUUCAGUCCUCUCGGUAUGGCACCUGUGGUUGGAUUGGUUGGUUUGGGCUUGUUUCAACAAGGAUUUCCUACAUUGGGCAAUUGCGUGGAAAUUGGAUUGCCAAUGCUUUUGUUGGUUAUUGGAUUUUCACAAUAUCUGAAGCAUGUGAGACUAUUAAGAGAACUCCCAAUAUUUGAACGAUUUCCGGUGUUGAUAUGUACCACAAUCAUCUGGAUCUAUUCCGUUAUUUUAACUGCCAGUGGGGCAUACAGGGACAAGCCAAUUAGAACUCAAAUUAGUUGUCGUACAGACAGAGCAAAUCUUAUAUCUACUGCUCCAUGGUUCAAGUUUCCAUACCCUCUGCAGUGGGGCCCACCAACUUUUUCAGCUGGUCACUCAUUUGCUAUGAUGUCUGCAGUUCUUGUGUCUAUGGUUGAGUCAACUGGUGCAUACAAGGCAGCAUCUCGGUUGGCUAUUGCCACACCACCUCCUGCUUAUGUAUUAAGCAGAGGCAUUGGCUGGCAGGGCAUUGGUGUAUUGCUUGAUGGUCUUUUCGGAACAGGAACUGGUUCCACUGUUUCUGUGGAAAACGUAGGACUCCUUGGACUAACUCGGGUCGGAAGUCGCAGAGUUGUUCAGAUUUCGGCUGGCUUCAUGAUAUUUUUUUCUACCUUAGGGAAAUUUGGGGCUGUGUUUGCAUCCAUACCAUUCCCAAUAUUUGGUGCACUAUACUGCAUUCUCUUUGGCCUUGUUGCUGCUGUUGGACUAUCAUUUCUUCAAUUCACAAACAUGAAUUCAAUGAGGAACCUCAUUAUUACUGGGCUUUCUCUUUUCCUUGGCAUUUCUGUUCCCCAGUUUUUUAAUGAAUAUUGGAAUCCCUCGCGGCAUGGCCUCGUACACACCAACGCCGGAUGGUUUAAUGCAUUUUUGAAUACGAUAUUCUCUUCUCCGGCAACAGUGGGUUUGAUCGUAGCAGUCUUUCUUGACAACACAUUAGAGGUGGAGAAGUCGAAGAAAGACAGAGGAAUGCCAUGGUGGGUAAAGUUCAGAACAUUUAGAGGAGAUAAUAGAAAUGAAGAGUUCUACACUUUGCCAUUCAAUCUCAACAGAUUCUUUCCACCCACUUAGAGAUCAGGAGCAACCUCAACUCAAGCUUAACCUAAUUAUCUGCAUCUCUUGAAUUUAAUAGGUGUAAAUUCAUCAUCAUUUGACAAAUGCUGAUCUAUUUUCAUUUAUUGUCAAUCCCAUUUUUUGUGGACAACCAUGUCCAAGACAUUGUUAUUAUUAUUGUAGAGCGUUAAGUGCAUGCUUCGACUAGCAAUAAGAAUAGAAAUCAGCUCACCCGUUGCAAAA
Molecule: messenger RNA, 1888 nt
Organism: Jatropha curcas
Lineage: Eukaryota; Viridiplantae; Streptophyta; Magnoliopsida; Malpighiales; Euphorbiaceae
Product: Xanthine/uracil permease family protein
Biological process (GO): transmembrane transport
Cellular component (GO): membrane
Molecular function (GO): transmembrane transporter activity
Source: RefSeq, a predicted model, not a curated record